UUUUGUGGGAAGUGAUUCGCAGGUUUGGGUUGUCCACCCUCAAAUAUUUUUAACUUAAUCAGAAUAGAAAAGAAAACACGACAAAGAAGAAUGUCUUCAGCAUCUGGCAACACUAUUUGCAUCUUUGGAUUAAUGAUGGUUUUGGCCUUACUUGCUGGUAAAGUAAGCACCGACCAAGGAAUUCAAAGGACGCAGAAUGUGGCAACAGUUCAAACGUCAGCCAAUGGAAUACAGACCGCAGACCGGCGAAUGAGUUUAGAAGACUUCUUCCUGAAUCGAAACUCCCAGCAAGUGGGUUCUCCUGAUCAGCAAGGUCAGCAGUAUGAUCAGCCUAUUGCAGCAGCCCAACAGACAAAUCCUAAUUCCGUUGUCUUUGUAAGGGAUGCCAAUAUUCCCAACGCUGCAGGGAAUAUCGUAUCCAGACUGAUAUUAGCAAGAAGAAUGCUUCGAUUGACAAGGCUUAUGAGAAGACUUAGAAUUGUUCCAAGGAUCUUUGGAUUAGGACUGAGAAGACCUUUACGGCAGGCCACUCAGGCUGGUGGGCCGUUAACAUUACUGACCAACCGGAUUGGCGAAGCGUAUAACGGAGAUUAUGAUCCAAGAGAUUUUGUGUUUGGAAAUAAAGGUUUUAAUUAUAACAAUACUAAAGAUAUUUUUGAAAAAGGUCAAAGUGAUAGCCAAUCUUAUUCUAAAGAAAACAAUCCGAAUUACCAAAAUGGUGUUGGUGCAACUUCAUAUAACUCACCACCACAAAUAACUUAUUCAAAUCAACCCCACUUACCUCUAGGAUAUUUGCCAAGUGGAAUUAAAUCUGAGAGUGAAAAUUUAGGCAAAUCAUCAUCUGAUGUAAAUAUAAACGAGCAGAAUAAUUUUAGAAAUUUACAGCAAUAUCACCAACUUUUAAAAAACUUACAACAGCUCCAAGAGCUCCAGAAAAGUUUCUAUUCGCCUAAUCAAAAUGUUAAGGCCAAUACUCAAUUAGAAAAAAAUCCUCUAGAAAUUUCAUCUCUCCAUCAGAAUCCGAGACAGCCACAGUAUCAAAGCAGCCAGGAAAGUUUGGGCGACCUUUAUUUAGAUAAACCACUAUCGGCUGAUGAACUACAACAAUUGCAAUUUUUAAAUGAAAUGCUUUCUCGGAUGACGCGUGAACAACAAAUACAAUUAAUUCACCAAAUUCAGCAGUAUCGUGAUCAGCAAAUUCAGGAGUUACAAGAACAGAAAAUUAAGCAACAAAUUCAGCAAUUACAAGAGCAACAGCACCAAGAGGACUUAAAACUUAAAUCAGUGCAGCACCAUUCCAUUCCAGGAUUUCAGCAAACAAACGUAGGUAAUUCUUAUGAGCAGCCCCAACUUCAAAGUAUUCAGCAAAUUAUUGGUUUUAAUCAGCAAAAUAAUAAGCCUUUGCAAAGUCAAGUUUCCUUAACAAACCCUCAACAAAAGUUCCAAGAUAUCCAAACGACAAACCACGGUUAUUCAAAUAACCGCGCGCCACUAGGUUUCAAUUCAUUAUUUGAUAGCCAGCCACAAUCUUUAAAUUCUGAAGAAAAACAAAUUCCCAUCGUAAACCAUCAGCAAGCAAGUAUUCCACAGCUUCAACAUGCGCACCAAGGAAUUUCUAAUGAACAUCUCCAGAACAGUAUCAAGAGUUUGAUAGACUUUCAUCAACAAGUUCAUGCCCCACAACAAAAUCAAUUUACUUUAUCCAACCAAAAUCAGAAUGCAUUGCACGGAUUACAGCACUCUAAUCAACAGACUUCGCCCAACCAGCAACAUCAAGGAAUAGAACAACCUCAACAGCAUACUUUGUCCAAUCAACAACAUGAGAAUUUUCAAAGAUUACAAAAUUCUAUUCAACAACUUUUGUCUAAUCAACAGCUUCCCGGAAUUCAAGGACUGCAACAGUCUAAUCAAGACCAGCUUUACAAGGAAUUAAGUGAUUAUAAUCAGCAACAACAAAACAUUCAUAAACCAAACCACGAAAAUGAAUUUAGUAUAGAAAAGCUUGGCAAUGAACAGCAAGCAAAAAACCUAGGAUCAACUUCCUUUGUGGCUAAUCCAGGAACUUCUUUAUCGACUGGAGGGAAUGUUAUUGGAGUCGGUGUAAAUGUGGGUAUAAAACCAGCUGUAGAUGUAGCUAUUACAAAACCUACUGCUCAAUCAAUUCAACCUUUCCCUCAGUUACAUAAUCCCAUUGCAGUUAAACCCAUUGCCGCACCUCCAGUUGUUGAGCCCCUUGUACCAGUUGGCUUUCUGCCCAAGCCAAUACUUAACCUUAACGGUAGAUUAUUUUUAGGAGCAGAAGUAGGGAAAGACGUUAAGGUUAAUGCAGGAAUUGGACGAUAAUAACAAAUUUAAUAUAUAUUUACAGCCAUACAGUCAAACAUUUUGGCUGAAAAAAAAAUUACAUUGAAGUCUAAUUCAGCUUAUUGCUGAUAUUGCCAUAAGAUUGAAAAGGGUUUGAUUAUUUAGUAACAGACUGAAGUUGUCUAGAAGAAGUGAAUUGUGAGUCUCAAAAUGUCAAACGUGAAGGGGAGAAACUGUAAAUGAAGCAUAGCUAAGAAAAAAUAGAUUAAGAAACAUAUUUAUUUUGGAAUCCUUACACUAUUUUACUAAACAUUUUCAUUCUUGAUAU
Messenger RNA from Parasteatoda tepidariorum (common house spider), 2632 nucleotides. Lineage: Eukaryota; Metazoa; Arthropoda; Arachnida; Araneae; Theridiidae. The record is from RefSeq and is a predicted model, not a curated record.